Molecule: messenger RNA, 1521 nt
Organism: Lodderomyces oxycetoniae
Lineage: Eukaryota; Fungi; Ascomycota; Pichiomycetes; Serinales; Debaryomycetaceae
Gene: MST1
Product: threonine--tRNA ligase
Exons: 1
Coding region: 1-1521 (506 amino acids)
Biological process (GO): mitochondrial threonyl-tRNA aminoacylation
Cellular component (GO): cytoplasm
Molecular function (GO): threonine-tRNA ligase activity; ATP binding
Source: RefSeq, a predicted model, not a curated record
AUGUUUCGAAAGAGUAUUGGAUUGGGGCGAUGUAGUUGUAGGCUAUUAUCGACAAGAGCGGUAGAUGUCAAGGCAAAUGUCAAGGCAAAUGUCAAGGCAAAUGGUAAGGCAGAUGGUAAGGCAGAUAUCAAAGCAGAUGGUAAGGCAGAUGGUAAGACAGAUGGUAAGGCUGUAGAGUUCCAAUCCUCGACUAACUCAAAUCAGGCGAUUUCCACUAGACAAUUGUUGUACAUGACAGACGAAACUUCGCCGGGAUCGAUAUUUUUCCUACCGCACGGAACCAGAAUACUCAACAAGCUUGUUCAAUUCAUGAAAAACCAACAGCUCAAGUAUGGUUUUCAAGAAGUAGUAACACCUUUGAUAUUCAAAACAAAACUAUGGAAAAAAUCAGGUCAUUGGGACAAUUAUAAAGAUGAUAUGUUCAAAGUUAUUGGAAACGAUUUAUCCAGGGAGGAGAAAGAGUCACACACACCAGAGUCUUGUUCUUUUAGUGAAGAGCAUGAGUAUGGCUUGAAGCCAAUGAAUUGUCCUAGCCAUUGCAUUAUGUUUUCCAGAUUUGAGAGGAGCUAUAAUGAUCUACCUGUGAGAUAUUCGGAUUUCAGCUCCUUGCACCGAAAUGAAGCGAGUGGAGCGUUGAGUGGUUUGACAAGAGUACGAAGGUUUCAUCAAGAUGAUGGGCAUAUCUUUUGUGAGAUGAAACAUAUAGACCAAGAAAUUAGAAACACCAUUAACUUGAUAAAAGAUACCUAUGCCGUUUUUGGUAUUGAUGACAUUGAGUAUUACUUAUCAACGAGGCCCCAAGAAAAGUUUAUUGGUGAUAUUGAGACAUGGAACGCUGCUGAACAACAAUUGAAGACAGUAUUGAAUGCAACAACAACAACAACAACAACUAGACAAGGAGAAGGACAAGGAAGAAGCUGGAAAAUACGUGAGGGGGACGGAGCCUUUUAUGGUCCAAAAAUUGAUGUACUAUUGACUGACGCGUUUGAAAAAAAACAUCAGGUUGGUACAAUUCAAUUAGAUUUUCAAUUACCUAAAAGGUUUGAACUUAAAUACGUUACCGAAGAUGGCGCUAAGGAUAAUCGACCUAUUUUAAUACACCGAGCAGUAUUUGGAUCACUUGAGAGAUUCUUUGCUAUUUUGUUGGAUCAUUAUCAAGGCAAAUGGCCAUUUUGGAUAAAUCCCAGGCAGGCAAUAGUGAUACCAGUUAAUGACUCACACGUUGAGAAAGCAGAGGCAUUGCAAAAAAGACUAUGCGGGGAUAUCUUCAAUUCAACCGAUGCUAUAUCUCCAUUAACUGGAUACAAUUUUUAUGUUGAUGUAGACAAACGGCCAGCAACAGUAGGGCUCCGCACAAGAGAAGCUAUUCAAAAGGGUUACUCAUAUAUUAUCUUACUAGGGGACAAAGACAUUGCGAAUGGAACAUAUGCAGUAAGAACGAGGGAUGACCGCAGUAUUACAAACAUGACAGGUGACCAAAUAUAUGAAAAAUUUAUAGAAUUAGAAAAAUCGUAUAAAUAG